Molecule: messenger RNA, 5635 nt
Organism: Eleginops maclovinus (Patagonian blennie)
Lineage: Eukaryota; Metazoa; Chordata; Actinopteri; Perciformes; Eleginopidae
Gene: klf8
Product: Kruppel like factor 8
Biological process (GO): regulation of transcription by RNA polymerase II
Molecular function (GO): DNA-binding transcription factor activity, RNA polymerase II-specific; RNA polymerase II cis-regulatory region sequence-specific DNA binding
Source: RefSeq, a predicted model, not a curated record
AAGGCAGAGAGAGAGAGCCCAGCCCUUGAAUGCACGGCAACAACAAGCCGUCAGAGAGAGGGAGAGACACACCGAGAGACAGGCUGUUUUUUGGGGGGAUCAAAGGGAGCCUUCGACGCUGCGGAUAUGAACUGAAAAGAGCGCAGAAGAAGAGGGAGCGUGUAUCUAUAUAUCCCACAUUUACUGUAAAGGUGGAAACUAAUCCCCCCCAAAAACCCCUGCUCUCUCCCUAUACCAGCUCUUAUUCAGAUAGAGCUACACCCAAAAGCCCCGACCGACCCCCUCCUGCUCCUGCUGCUCCACCCCUCCGCCGCUGCACCGCUCCGGCAACCGAGAUGCACACGGAGACCCGUAACAAGAAAUGCCAGUCAACUCCUAAGCAGAAGAAGAGUGCCGCCGGCGGCCAGAGGAAGCAGAGGAGCGCGGCCAAGCAGAGCAACCUGAAGCAACAGCCGCCGCCGCCAUCAGCAUCCCCGCCGCCGCCGGAAGAGGAGGAGAAGCAGGAGGAAGAGGAGGACAGGCAGGAGGAAGAGGAGGAGCCGGCCACCAGGCCUCGGCCUCCAAAGGAGGAAGAGGAAGUGUGUGAGGAAGUGUGCGAGGAAGUGGCGACACCCUCUGUGGAGGCGAAGGAGGAAGAGGAGGAGGUAGCAGUCAUGCCCUCGGUACAGAUCAAACCAGAGCCGGAGGAGAUGGAGUGCACGGCGGGCGAAGGUGAAGACUGCACGCAGACGAUAGACCUGAAGGUGAAGACGGAGCCGGUGUAUAAGUUGGAGCCCUCUUCGCCCGAACCGUCCCCCGCCGAGGACCAGACCGAACCCGUGGACCUGUCGCUCAACAAGCCCCGCUCCUCCUCGCUCCCCUCCUCCACGACGGGCACCACGAUGAAUCCUGCGCCCAGCAGCCUGGUGACCCAACCCGGGCUGUCGGCUACACCCGUCCCCUCUGCGAUACAGUCCAUCGGCUCCAUGGUCCUCUCUCCAGGCUCCAUUUUGGCCACUCAGGGCGCCGGGGGUCAGCAGAUCCUCCACGUCAUCCACACGAUCCCCUCCGUGAGCAUGCCCAGCAAGGUGGGCCAGCUGCAGACCAUCCCGGUGGUGGUGCAGUCGCUUCCCGUCGUCUACACCACCAUGACGACUGACAGCGUCGGCACGGCAGCCAUCACCGUGCCGCUCAUAGGCAGCGACGGCCGCUCAGAAGGAUCUGUUCGUAUUAAGCCAGGUUCCACGUCUCCGGUGGAGUUUCAGAGUGACAGCGAUGCAGAGAGCGGCACAGAGUCGGGGUCGGCCUCCCUCAGCGCCCAGAGCCUCGACGCAGGGUCGGUGAUGGACUUAGAGCCCGUGGAUCCAGACUCUCCGGACAUCAAGAGGAGGCGGAUCCACAUGUGUGAUUAUGAAGGCUGCAAAAAAGUUUACACCAAGAGCUCCCACCUCAAAGCCCACCGGAGGAUACACACAGGAGAGAAACCCUACCACUGCACCUGGGAGGGCUGCACCUGGCGCUUCGCCCGCUCCGACGAGCUCACCCGACAUUUCCGCAAGCACACGGGAAUCAAACCUUUCCGCUGCACCGAGUGCGACCGCUCCUUCUCCCGGUCCGACCACCUGUCCCUGCACCGCCGCCGCCACGUCAUGAUGUGAACUCUGACCCCCCCACCCCCCACCCCCCACCCCCCACAAAGUCCCUCACAGCACAUCUUGUACCAGUGCCCCCCCCCCUCCUCCCACCUACUGAUAAAAAAACUUCACCUCUGCUGGAGCCUUUGUCAGGAUUUUAAGCAGAUGGAAAGAGACACAGUACCUCCUCCUCCUCCUCAUCCUACUUCCCCUCUUCAUCAUCAUGACAUCACAGGAAUAUCAGGAGUGUGUGUGUGUGUGUGCAUUGUGUGUGUGUGUGUGUGCAUUGAAGGUUCUCUAAUAUGUGUGUUUCAACACAUCAUCAUCAUCAUCAUCAUCUUCACCGUCCACCCAACACUCCGAGCGUCCUCCAUCUCCUCUGAAGGUCAUCCAUCCAAAGGGGAGGAGGAAGAGGAGGAGUAAAGUGUGAUUUGUUUAUGAACUGAAACCAGAAGGAGGUCACUUCAGCUGCCUGAUCAAUAUUCAUUCUGUACAGAUCCAAAAUUGGGAAGUUGUGAGAGACGAAAUUCCAUAUUCUUUAAAUUUUUGGGAGCAAAAGUGAGAAAGAAAAUGCCUCAAAUACCGUCCUUCUAACCUCAAGAACUUUACAUUUAUUUUCAACGAUUUAGACUUGAGGAACAAUGGCAGAAAUAUCGAUCUUAAUCCGGAGCUUUUUGAUCAAAGAAUUGGACUACAAAUACUUCAUAUAUCACUUUUCACCAGACACAGUAUUAGAAUCCAAUUCCUAACCCUCGCUCUGGGAUAAAUGCUCUCUUAAAGUGCGCAGGAACUAUCUGUGUGCAGUAAUAAAUGACCUCAAACUAAAACAUCAUUAUUUGCAGUAAAAAAAAUGUGCAAAAGACACGUUUAAUUAAUCCAAAACUAAACUGUAAAUUGAAGGCUUCCCAUACACAUUGGACUGUGUGUGUGUGUGUGUGUGUGUGUGUGUGUGAUGAGCAGCUGAAGUGACGUCCCUUUUAAACAUCUACAAGUACUAUACCCCCCUCCCCCUUCUCCCCUCCCCUGGUACAGGGAGCUAGAAGACUGUGAACUUUUUAAAGAUUAAUUUGUUUUUAUUGUAUCAAUCAAGUUAUUGUUAUUGCGUGUUCUCCCCCCCCCCCCCAAAAGGUUCUUCUAACAGUAUUUGCUUUCUAUGCCUCGUCGUUGUUGCUGUGGUCUUAUGAAAUAAGGCCGUCGAUCUUCUUUCUGUUCUCCUUCUUCGCCGGGUUCGGCACUCUUAACAGAACGGCAUCCUUUUUAAAAACUGUGUUGUGAGGAAGACGGAGUAGACACACAAGUAGUUUGAGAUUACAAAGUAAAACUCUCGCGCAGGGAAUAGGGGAGCUUUUGUGAGUGUGAGUGUGUGUGUGUGUGUGUGUGUGUGUGUGUGUGUGUGUGUGUGUGUGUGUGAGCAUGUUUUUGAGACAAAACACAGAAUCAGAAUUUAAGAUUUUUACGAGUGUGUGUUCCGGGCACUUCUUUUACCUCCUGCCCGUCGAGCCUUAAUAACUGAAGUCAAUCUGUAGAGGGCGAACCCAGAACCACUGACCGGACGGCGGGCCGGUCCACCUCCUCACUCACAUCCCGUCCGUCCACCAGGACCGACGUUUGCACUGCUGGCUCGUGUGGAAAAGACGUCCUGUUACUUGUUUUUAACCGUUUGGACUCUUGGUGCAGGCUAACUGUCACAGAAAAGGCAAGUAAAUAUACUUGCACAAAAGAAAGAGGGUGCUCGAGAAAAAUAACCGCAUGAGUCUUGAUAGCGUUGGGAACAGUCGCCCCAUGAAACCCCGCUCAAACUCUCACCAUGUCCGCCCCGUUUGCACUGGUUUCAUGAACUCACAGGGAAACCUGGAGUUAGCGUGGCCGCCGUCUGUCAGUGGUUCUGAGAGAAACCAGGCACUGUGUCGGGCUGCAGGGUCCGUAGUGCCGGAGAUUUAAACCUCUCCUCACUAGCAUUUCUAACAGGGUGGGGGUUGAUUCUCUUUCAAAGCAGUUUUCCAGCCUCAAAAAACUAAAAAGUCCAACAGAGAAUCCUCUUUAUUGUCUUAAACCUUCUCGACAUAACUCCCGUUAUAUCCCACCUGUGCUGAUUUUAAAAUCGGAUCAGCACGUUUGACAUAGUUGGAACAGAAUCGAACCUCUAACCCUGGGGGCCCAUGUCUUAAAGGGGGCUGCUCUUCGGCUCUGGGCUGAACUUGAUUAUGCAACAGGACCUCGCUCCAAGCACUAGCUGCUCGUCGUACUGCGGCUCACAAGAUCCUCUAAAGGGAGGUCCGGAGGAGGAGAAGCAUGUGCCGUUGAUCACUGAGCCUCCUCAGAAAUCACUCCAACUUGGGAAGUGAUGUCUUAAUCAGGAGGAGACGGUGAUCAAUGGAGCACGCUUUUCCAAAAUCCUGAUCCUUUACAAAACUAAAAGGAAAACCACAUGUUGUCAUUUCAAAAGCUAGUAAGUGAGAGCAUAACGUCACACACCUGACCUUCUACAGUAUGAGAUGGAGCAUGCAAUGAACAGGAACAGUGUUAUAUGUUCUGCACACUGCAAAGAAAACACCUCUAUUUGGAGGGAUUUGUUGCAGUGUGCAGAGCGAUGCAACCUCCUCUGAUCAUCCCCUCUGCUUCAACUAAAAAAAAGUAACUAAGCACAUGUUUCUAGAAGAGUAUAUGCAUUUGAUUGCAACUUUCUUUCUUUUGUAAACUGUUGAUAAAGACAUUAAGGACAAUGACAAAUAAUUAAGAUAAAUCCAAUGUACAUAAAUGUAUAUAAUCAAAAAGUGCAGAGUAAAUGUAACGGGUGAAUUUCUAUUUUUAACACUGACUAGAUAAUGUGAAAAAUCUUUCUUUCUUCUCCUCUGUUGGUUCGAUGAAGUGUGUUUCAUCACGUGUUGUUUCUUUUCAGAGACAUUCGUUUCGUAGUUUCUUAAAAAAAAGACUUGUCCCCACUUGUGUUGUGCACACUUGUUGCAUGGAGAGUAGCCUUCUUGUUUUUCUUAUAGUGACGUUGGUGAGCAUGUCGGUGUGUGAGACCUGAGGAAAAAGAGUAUCAAUUAGGGAUCCGUUUACUAUACUAACAGAGCUUGAUAUCUUCUGGGUUGGACCUCAUUUUAAAAUAUAAAACUGAGAUAUAUUAAGAUUGGGUCAGAAAACUCAAGCUUUUCAGGUCAUACAGGGCUAAAAAAUCUAAAUGUUUUUGUGGGUUUUUUUGCAUUUGAUUGUCGGGUUUACACGCUCCACACGCUUGACUAUGGGAAAGUAACAAAACAUAUAAAGACAUAUCCAACGGGUUUGUUCCAUUUCAAGGAGCAGAACACACCAUCAUCUCCUGCAGAAAUCCAGUAUCCACGAUUAAAAUAUCUCCAAUAUUUUCCUCCCAUGUGGUUUCCAGACAUUGAAGGAUUAACGUUUGAAUUUUCCAAAUAUUUAAAUACAUGGAUCGCCUUUUUUUUUUCAAUUUUAGCAUCAUUUACCCAUGCAGCACAUGUUUCUGUACCUGGAAAAAGAUUAUUUACAAGCACACUGAUCUGCUCUGGUGUUUUAUUCCCGCACUGAGGCCUCCUGGCUGCUGUUGGAGAUGCUGCAGGGAGACUGAUGCAUGUUUUUCCUGCUUCCUGUUGUUGUUUUGUGCAAGCUCCUGAAUGCUCUGUUGAAGCAGGACAUCUGUGAACAGACAGUGAGACGUAGAGUUCCCGUCACUGUUUGCGAGUGCCUCCGCUCUCCUCCACCUCUUCUGCAAAAAACCACAAAUGUUAAGGUGUUUUCUAUUGAAUGCAGUAACUUAUGGGCCAGUACUAUAUUUACUCAGUGCAAUGCAGUUAUCAUUAUAAUAAUACAAUUAUUAAUAAUAUUUGUUUUUCUUUUUUUUUUUGUAUUUGUACAGAACAAAUGUGUAAAGAUCAGUGAGGAAAACGUGAGAUUUUUGAUACUGUGACUCAUAGUGUUUCAAAGUCAGUUUCUCCCUGUACAGUUGUGAUUAUUCCCCCUUCUUCUUUUAUAGAAUAAAAAAUGUUUUUGGUGCAAUUUAA